Messenger RNA from Gaeumannomyces tritici R3-111a-1, 1179 nucleotides. RefSeq names its product transmembrane emp24 domain-containing protein 9. The coding region runs from base 197 to 856 and encodes 219 amino acids. The transcript has 3 exons. NCBI's taxonomy places the organism in Eukaryota, Fungi, Ascomycota, Sordariomycetes, Magnaporthales, Magnaporthaceae. Gene Ontology annotation, cellular component: endoplasmic reticulum-Golgi intermediate compartment; Golgi apparatus; COPII-coated ER to Golgi transport vesicle. The record is from RefSeq and is a predicted model, not a curated record. Gene Ontology annotation, biological process: Golgi organization; endoplasmic reticulum to Golgi vesicle-mediated transport; intracellular protein transport.
GAGGCGCUCGGCACUUUUGACGCCAGGGCGACUUUUGGGAGGACGACAGGGAGUUGUUGAUCAAUUCAACCCCGACGACGACGACGACAACGACGACGACCGCGGACGAAAGCAAAUCCCCAUCCAGGGCCUAGAAAGAGGAUCGAACCAGAAAGACGCACACGAGACAAAAGGGGCAGCGCAGCAGCCGGACACAAUGAGGCCUCUCCUGUCGGUCCUGUCGCUGAGCGCCGUCGCGCAGGCGCUCUACUUCUACAUCGACGGCACGGCGCCCAAGUGCUUCUUCGAGGAGCUGCCCAAGGACACGCUGGUGGUGGGCCACUACACGGCCGAGGAGUACGACGACCACCGGCAGUCGUGGUCCAAGCACGACGGGCUGGCCAUUUACAUUUCGGUCGACGAGACGUUUGACCGCGACCACCGCGUCGUGUCGCAAAAGGGCAGCAGCGGCGGGCGCUUCACCUUCACGGCGGCCGAGUCGGGCGAGCACAAGCUCUGCUUCACGCCCUCGUCCAACAGCGGCAAGAUAGGCUGGCUGUCGAGCGCGGCCCACAACGGCGGCAUCCGCCUGACGCUCGACCUGGCCAUCGGCGAGACGUCGGCGCUCGAGAGCAGCGACAAGGACAAGCUCGAGGACAUCGCCACCCGCAUCAAGGACCUGAACCUGCGCCUGCAGGACAUUCGCAGGGAGCAGGUGUUCCAGAGGGAACGAGAGGCCGAGUUCCGCGACCAGUCCGAGUCCACAAACGCCCGCGUCAUCCGCUGGAUCCUCAUCCAGCUCACAAUCCUGGGCAUCACUUGCGCCUGGCAGCUCUCACAUCUGAGGUCUUUCUUCAUCAAGCAGAAGCUCACCUAGAACAACGAUUUAACCAAAAAAAAAACAAAGGAAUAAAAGGGGGCGUCCCGCGUAAGGUUGUCAUGACGUUGUUGUACUAUUUCCGGCUUCGGCGACGGCGGCGGCGGCAAGGAUCUUGGGCAAUUGAAAAGGAGCCAUGUCGAAUUGUGGAGUGGACAACAGUUGUAUCCUUGGUGUUCGUCCGGCGAGUUCUCUCGUAAUGCUGCGACUUGUCGUGUGAGAUAUGUUAUAGUAAUGAACUUCAUGCCAGGACUAUCUACCAUCUCAUCAACGUGGCCACUCCGGCAGGUGGCUUGUCUGCUCUGCUCUGGCGAGUUUCCGGA